GCCUGUCGGGGCUCUUCGAGACGGGGCUGCACCACGCGGGCGGCGCAGCGCCCGACGCCUCCGUCAUGAACCUCAUCUCGGCGCUGGAGUCGCGGGCGCCCCAACCCGGACCCUCCGCCUCCUCCCUGCUCUCCCAGUUCCGCACCCCCUCCUGGCAGACUGCCAUGCACACGCCGGCGCCGGCCGAACUGUUCAUCUCGGGAGCUCUGCCGGGUUCGGGCACCUUCCCCUCCUCCUCGGCGCUCAGCGCCUACCAGCACCCGGCCUCCUUCAGCGGGCGCAGCUUCCCGGUCAGCUCCCCGCUCAGCCUGCCCGAAGCCGCCUUCAGCCCCGGCUCCAACGGGCUCCUCUCCCCCCACGACCCCCUACUCCACAUCAAACCCACCCAACCCAGCGUCCCCUCCUCCCUGGGUUUCGAACGCCUGGGCAGCGCCGUCCUGGGAUCCGGUUUACCGGCGCAAGGUUCGGCGUAUCGAGGACCGCCUAGUUCUUCGCAGUUUAAUCUUCUCUCCGCUCCUUUGACCGCUCCGGCGGAGCAACCGGCUCAACUCUACAACGCUUCGGUUUUCGGCGGCGGCGGAGGCGGCGAACGGGCCGUGCCGCGACAGGACAGCGUCAUCAAGCACUACCAGCGGCCGGCGGGCGCUCAGCCGCAACUCCCGCCGGCGGCGCACAGCCUCCAGCACUACCUGAGCUGCGGCGGCACUUACCAACAAAUGCCGCACCGCGCCGCUCUCUCCUGCAGCCCUUUGGGCGAACAAUCCCCCGCCAGUUCCGAGGGCUCCCAACAACCUCCUAAAAACGCUCCGGCUCCUCGAGCGGAACCGACGCAGAGUUACCGACCCAUCAUCCAAUCUCCGGCGUAUUCCGGUACCGGCGGAGCUACCGGCGGAGCGACCGCCGCCGCCGCCGCCGCCAGCAACGGCGCCGCCAAAUCGAAGAGUUACUCGGCGUCGCGGCAGACCCCCCGUUCCACCGCCACCCCCAAGUGCCAAAGCAGCUACACCCCCAGCACCCCCAAACCCAGCUCCGUCAUCGCCAGCCAGUCCCCCGCUUAUUCCCCUGGCCAACCCCAAAAUUUACUAGCCAUGGGGCCGGCCGCCGGCUACGGCGCCAAUCCCCCGGCUCCCCAAAGCCUGGGGGCCGGCGGGCAGCCCGCCGGGGGCUUCAGCGGCGGGCAGGGGGGGGAGUUGGGGGGCAAAGCCCCCACUUACCCAUCUGGGGGGCAAGGCGGGGGGCCGGGGGGUCAGGGCGGGCAGGGGCUGCAGCCGUGCGUCAGCCAGGGCCAGACCUAUUCCCCGGAGCAACUCCAGGCUCUGCCCUACGGCGUGCAGCCGGAGGGGGGGCAAGCGGGUGCCUACGGCCCCCCGGCCCCCUCCCAGGGUUUACCCACCGCCAGCCCCUCCCUCAGCUACAGCACCGGCCACUCGCCCGCCAUGCCGGCCCCCCUGCCCUACGCCGGUUUGGGGGGCUCCAGCCCCUCGCCCAUCAUCCGACCCCUCCAAUCCCCCCCGGCCGCCCGUCCCCAGAGCGGAGCGUCUCCGGGUCAGUCCCAAAAAUACCUGGGCUCGGUUUUAUCCCCUUCUUUCAUGACGCCGGCUUACGGCGGGGGGCCGGGGGGGUUAGAGAGACCCCCCGCUUUCGGCAAAGCGGGGAAAGGGGAAGCGGAGCUGUUGGCGGCCGAACGCAGCGAGGACGAGGAUUUUCUCAUCCAACAUCUCCUGCAAGCCCCCAGCCCUCCCCGCGGGCCGGCCGAGGGGCUGGGGGCCUGCGAGGAGCGGGGGGGAGCGGGGAAAGCUUUGGGGGGCUACGGGGGGCUGGGGAAGGCGGAGGAGAGGUACCAGUUGCAGAGCGUUAUCCGACCCAAUUCCAAUUUGGAAGGGCCGGCGGCGCUGGAGUUGGCUCUUUUGAAGGAAAAGAAAAAACCCGAGCGAGCCAAGGAAUAUCGGGGGGCCGGCGGGGGGGCCGGCGGCGGGGGCGAGGGGCUAGCGGCCACCUCGGUGGUCCAUUACGGCCACCAGCCGCCCCCCCUCGAUUCUUACGGCCAGGAGCUGAAAAAACCGGCCGAGCACUUGGCCAGCGGCAAAGAACUGGGGCAACCCCACGCUUACUUGCCCAAGACCCCCGAACACGGGCGACUGGUGGCCGAGGGACCCCCCCUGGAGCCCCACGGUCUCCUCCUGGACCCCCCCCCCGACCUGGGGCCGGUACCGGUGGUACCGGUAGCCGUACCGGGGCUGGACCCCCAAGCCCCCCCGCCGUUGCCCCCCGAACCCAUGGAGGUGUUACCGGCCCCCCAGGAGAUCCAAGACUUUUUAGAACCCCCCCUGGGUUUAGAACCUCAUUUGGGGCAAAGCGGUGGGGUACAGGGACCCCCCGGUCACCUCCUGGACCCCGAGGGGGGGCCGUCGGUGGCCCCCGCCCCGUUGGAAGCCAAGGACCAGUUCGCCGAGGGGGGGAGUCCGGCGGGGGGCAAAGGCCGUUUCGUCCCUCUGACUUCCAUCUGCUUCCCCGACGCUCUGCUGCAGGACGAGGACCGGGGUUUCUUCCCGGUGGAGGAUAUGUUCGGGCCCCCCCCGGAAGAUUUCCCCAAAACGGCCGAGGAAGAGGAGGAGGAAGGAACCGGGGGGCUGGAAGCCCGUUCCGAGGGGCUGAAGGCUCCUCCUUACGACAUGGGGCAGAGUUACCCCGCUUUCUGCCCCGGCGAGGGGGCGGCCGGCGAAGCCCCCCCCCUGGGCUUGGAGCCCCCCAAACACGAGCUGCCCUCCACCGUCAACGCCGAACCUUUGGGACUGAUCCAGAGCACGGGCGAGGGGCCCAAACCCCCCUUGGCCGCCCCCCUUUUUUGCUCCUCCAAACCCAAGAAGCUGCUCAAGACCUCUUCCUUCCACCUCCUCCGCAAGCGGGACCCCUUCCCGCCCCCCAAAAAAACCUACGCCCAAGAGUACGAGUUCGAGGACGACGAGGACAAAGCCGACGUCCCCGCCGACAUCCGUCUCAACAGCCGCCGUCUCCCCGAUCUCCUCCCGGACCUCAUCUCCAGCUGCCGAGCGCGCCCCAGCCUCAGCCCCAUGGGGGACAUCGACUUCUGCCCCCACCCCGGACCCCACCCCGGACCCAAGAAACGCGGCCGCAAACCCACCAAACCCAAACGCGAGGGACCCCCCCGACCCCGGGGACGACCCCGCAUCCGCCCCUUGGCCGAACCCCCCGGGCUCCUGGCGCCCGACGGAGCCAAAAAGCCCCGGGGACGAGGACGGGGACGGGGCAAGAAGGGCGGCGAGGAGGGGGCCGACGGCAACGGCCUCGAGCCCCUCAAGCCCCUCAAGAUCAAGCUGGCGGUGCCGAAGGGUGGGGAGGGCCCUCUCCCGGCGGAAGGGGGUGCCCCCCCCGGAGCGGGUGCCCCCCCCGCGGGGCCCGACCCCCCCCUGGACACCAACCAGACGCGAGAACGGAUCAAACAGAAAAUCAAAGAAGUGGAAGAGAAACAACCGGAGAUGAAAUCGGGAUUCAUGGCUUCGUUCCUGGAUUUCCUCAAAUCCGACGAGGAAGACUCCGUCAGCAAAAACCAGGACCUGCAGAAGAGCAUCUCCUCCGCCAUCUCCGCCCUCUACGAUCCCGCCGACCGCAAGGACCCCGACCCCGCCGCCCCCCCUGGGACCCACAGAGCCCCCCUGACCCCCCCCCCGACGUGUGUCUGUCCCCCCCUCCCCGCAGACGUCCCCCCGCCGGAGGAGAAGCCCCCCAGCCCCACACCCUCGGAGGGUUCCCCGCCCGACCCCCCCGCCCCGGUGGUUUCGGUGGCCUCGGUGGCCCCGGCGUCCCCCCGGUGGCCAAGGCCCCCCGAGCCGGUGGCCCCCGCGUCCCCCGAGCGGGAGGAGCCGAGGACCGCGCCGCUUCACUUGGCCAAGAAACAGGAGACGGCGGCCGUCUGCGGGGAAACCGACGAGGACGAGGCCGAGAGCGGCGGGGAGGGCAUCUUCCGCGAGAGGGACGAGUUCGUCGUCCGCGUGGAGGACAUCCAGGCCCUCAAGUUGGCGCUGCAGACGGGCCGGGAGCCCCCCCCGAUUUGGCGGGUGCAGAAGGCUCUGCUCCAGAAGUACCCCGAGAUCAAGGACGGGCAGCGGCAGUUCUGCGCCACCAGCAAC
Messenger RNA from Gavia stellata (red-throated loon), 4148 nucleotides. RefSeq names its product proline-rich protein 12-like. NCBI's taxonomy places the organism in Eukaryota, Metazoa, Chordata, Aves, Gaviiformes, Gaviidae. The record is from RefSeq and is a predicted model, not a curated record.